Molecule: messenger RNA, 201 nt
Organism: Dracunculus medinensis (Guinea worm)
Lineage: Eukaryota; Metazoa; Nematoda; Chromadorea; Rhabditida; Dracunculidae
Source: the annotation of a GenBank genome assembly
AUGCUCGGAGCAUAUGACCGAGAUAUUGCAGAACUUACCCUUAAAACAAGCAUAGGCCAUACGGUCGUUUACCGAGAACUUGCAAGCAAAUAUGGUGUUGAAGGCAUUCCCGCACUAAUUAUUAUUAAAUCGAAUGGUGAUGUUAUCACAAAGAACGGAAGAGCAGAUGUUUCGGUUUUGAUUGGACCAUGUCGUUUUUGA